ACCAAAAGAAAACAAAAAAGCUGAGCUAUGGAUAAGAAAAGAUAGGAACGAGUGAAGCCAAGUGAACAAAUAAAAAAUUAUAUAUAUAUCACAGGUAUGAUCAGGUGGGGUUGAUUGGAAGAUCCUUUGUUGUAGUGAAGCAGAUUUUGUUUUUCAUGAAGUCUCAUGGUUGAUUUAGUGGAUUUUUGUAGAUUUACUUCUUACAUUAAUUGAAAAGGGACCAUUUAUUUUUGUGUUUGUAUUAGUUGUUUGUCUUCCUCAGGUGUACUUUCUUUCCCAACAUAUAUAUCUGCGUGUGCUUAGAAAGCCAAAUGACAGAACUAAACAAUAUCAGUGUACGAAAAAUGGCAAAGCUUAAUGGUGAUAUGGAGCUUUCUAAUAAUGAAGAACUACUUGAGGCUCAAGCUCAAGUGUGGAACCAAACAUUCUCCUUCAUACACACCAUGUCUCUAAAGUGCGCGAUCGAUUUGGGCAUCCCUGACAUCAUCCAUCGCCACGGAACUCCAAUGUCGCUAUCCCAAUUAGUCGACACGCUUCCCAUCAACAAAGUAAAGGCACAUUGCAUCCGUCGCUUGAUGCGAUUACUUGUUCAAUGUAAGGUCUUUGACAAACUCGAAAUCUUGGACAAGCCGGGGGAUGAAGAGGUGCAUUAUUGGCUAACUCCGGCCGGGCGCCUCCUUCUAAGGGAUGAUCCUAUAUCCAUUGCACCAUAUUUGCAAGUCAUUUCGAACCCGGUCAUGAUGAAAACAUGGCACCAUAUGAGUGAAUGGCUUGUUAAUGGGCAUGAAGGGUCGGCCUUUGAGGUUGCGCACGGGAUAAGCAUUUGGGAGUAUUUUGAUGGUGACGAGCCAAGAUUGGCUAACCUUUUUAAUGAAAGUAUGGCGUGCGACACAAGGCUUGUGAUGUCUGUAGUGCUCAAGGAUUACAAGCAAGUGUUCGAGGGGGUCGGGUUGCUUGUGGAUGUGGGAGGGGGUAUUGGGACAGCAACAAAGGAAAUCCAUGACGUAUUUCCGGGCAUGGAAUGCGUUGUUCUUGAUCUCCCACAGGUUGUAGCUGGCUUGAAAGGGACACACAACUUGACAUUUGUUGGAGGAGACAUGUUCGACGACAUUCCUCGAGGUGAUGCUAUCCUCUUCAAGUGGGUAUUGCACGACUGGAACGAUGAAAGUUGCGCGAGAAUAUUGAAGAAAUGCAGAGAAGCAGUCACAGAAGGAGGAAAAGUGAUCAUAUUCGACGUGGUUCUGAAGGAUGAUGGCCAAGGAGACAACAACAAGAUUAUCGAAGAAGCUCAACUCUUGUUCGACAUGGCGAUGAUGGCUUAUGUUAAUGGCAAAGAAAGAAGUGAGAGAGAAUGGGCAAAGCUUUUCACAGAUGCUGGCUUCACUACCUAUAAGAUAAGUCCUGUGUUAGGUGUGAGAUCUGUAAUUGAGGUUUAUCCAUGAAAAUAAUUUGGAUGGUCCUAUGUUCAACUUGCUUAUGUUAUUUGGUACCAUCUUUGCAUUGUAAGAAUUAUCAAACAUGUAAUAUAUCCUUGGGAUGCUUGUGUGGA
Andrographis paniculata is the source of this 1549-nucleotide messenger RNA. Its product is annotated as 8-hydroxyquercetin 8-O-methyltransferase-like. The transcript has 2 exons. NCBI's taxonomy places the organism in Eukaryota, Viridiplantae, Streptophyta, Magnoliopsida, Lamiales, Acanthaceae. Gene Ontology annotation, molecular function: protein dimerization activity; S-adenosylmethionine-dependent methyltransferase activity; O-methyltransferase activity. The coding region runs from base 312 to 1442 and encodes 376 amino acids. The record is from RefSeq and is a predicted model, not a curated record. Gene Ontology annotation, biological process: methylation.